Balearica regulorum gibbericeps (East African grey crowned-crane) is the source of this 711-nucleotide messenger RNA. RefSeq names its product Rieske Fe-S domain containing (gene RFESD). Gene Ontology annotation, molecular function: 2 iron, 2 sulfur cluster binding. Lineage: Eukaryota; Metazoa; Chordata; Aves; Gruiformes; Gruidae. The record is from RefSeq and is a predicted model, not a curated record.
GUUACACGUGCGAACAAGGCAGGGCAGUUGCCGUAGGCGCAGCGAAGGGAAGCAAUGCUGGAUCUCAUUAUUCUGAGCCUCCAUUUCUUCAUCUGCUUUCUCAUCGCUGUUGUGAUCUGGCGUGGACCCAAGGAUGUGGAUUUGCACAGCUCAAGCACAGGAACUGUUGAAAUGGACCCAGAUGGUCUUAUAUUAAUUGGCAAAGAAGAUGACAUAAAGAGGUCCCAAAGAAUAACAGCCAAAGUCAAUGGCAGAGAAGUUGUUGUUUUCUACCAUGAAGGGAAAUUUCAUGCUAUGGACUCUCGCUGCUACCAUGAAGGAGGCCCUUUACGUCUUGGAGAAAUAGAGGAUAUCAAUGGUCAAGCAUGUAUUAUUUGUCCUUGGCAUAAGUAUAAAAUUACUUUGGAAACAGGAGAAGGAUUAUAUGAAGGAAUAAACCCUUUGGAGCCCUCACCAACACCACAGUGGCAAUCAAAAGGAGUUAAACAAAGGAUUCAUAAAGUCACCAUAGACAAUGGAAAUGUUUAUGUGAGUCCUCCAGAUUUGUCUGUAAGCUUCGACUCUGAUUAUUUUGCUGAUAAAUACAAAAGCAGUGGUGAUUUAGCAAUGGAAAAACAAAGCGACUCACAAGCAGCAGAGUAGUUGUGGCCAGAAAGCAGAAUGCUGGUGAAAUUCACCAAUGAAGGACGAUUGUUGUGAAAUAAAAAUGUA